Messenger RNA from Acanthopagrus latus (yellowfin seabream), 2727 nucleotides. RefSeq names its product signal transducer and activator of transcription 1-alpha/beta-like. NCBI's taxonomy places the organism in Eukaryota, Metazoa, Chordata, Actinopteri, Spariformes, Sparidae. Gene Ontology annotation, molecular function: RNA polymerase II cis-regulatory region sequence-specific DNA binding; DNA-binding transcription factor activity, RNA polymerase II-specific. Bases 166 to 2439 code for a protein of 757 amino acids. The transcript is spliced from 24 exons. Gene Ontology annotation, biological process: regulation of cell population proliferation; defense response; cell surface receptor signaling pathway via JAK-STAT. The record is from RefSeq and is a predicted model, not a curated record.
GCACGUCCGGACAACUUUCUCGGUAAAUCACACGGUCCGAGGGCGAGCCCGGUACAUAAACGAGCCCCUCCUCCUUCCCCGCUGUCAGUAUAGUCAGAUAAGCAGUUAAGAGACACCAACGGCUCUCAGAUCACCGACAAAUAACAAUAAUCACAGCCACCAGUCAUGGCCCAGUGGCAGGACCUGCUGAGGCUGGAUUCAGCCCUCCAGGACCGGGUGAGUCAGCUGUACUACGGGCGGCUCGCCAGAGAGAUCCGCCACUACCUGUGCACCGUGAUAGAGAGCCAGGACUGGGAUUCAGCAGCUGUGGAUGAGAAUAAAGCAAACACUUGUUUGUGUGCACUGCUGAUGUUUCUGGACGAACAGUGGAACCGUUCUGUGCAGGAGAACAACAUCUUGCAGGGACCCGAUUUUCGAGGGAUGAAAGACUACCUGCUGAAACACUUUCAAGAACAGCCACUGAACUUGGCCAUAAUCCUCUCUGAGUGUCUAAAGGAGGAAAAGGAAAUCCUGGCUUCAGUCUCAGAUCAAGGUAGCAACAUCUCAGCUGUGGAACAAAAAUGGCGGCAGCUAGACAACAAAGUCAACGAACUGAAAAGGCAGACUUUGGAAAUAAAGAAGAAAACAAAGGCGCUGGAGGUCCUGAAUGAAAAGCUUGGCUUCAUACAGCAGACCUGGCAAACCCAAGUCGAGCAGCAUGUUGGAUUAGCCAAGUCUCACACUGUUGUGGAGGAGGAAUGUCUCAAGCAGGCCAACGUUAUCACACAAACCAAGCAGAUGUUGCUGCAGCAGAUGGUGAACAUUUUAAAAGAGGCAAAGGAGAUCGUGGUGACUCUGACAAAUGUGGAGCUGCCCGAGUGGAAGUGCAGGCAGCAGAUGUUCUGCAUCGGAAGUCCAGUCGACACCCGUCUGGACUAUCUGGAGAAGUGGUUCACGACUGUGGCAGAAGUGCUGCAGGAAGUACGCGAACAGCUGCAGAAGCUGCAGGAGCAGAACCAGAAGUACAGCAGCACCGACGCCGCCAACUCUCCUGCUCCCUUGGCAGAAAUUGAGACUUUAACGCUGUCCUUGUACACAAAACUUCUCUCAAACGCUCUGGUGGUUGAGAAACAACCCAUCAUGUCGAGUUCACCACAGCGACCUCUGAUUCUGAAGACCGGGGUGAGAUUCACAAUGACAGUGAGGUUCUUAGUAAACCUCCCACAGUUCAAGUAUCUGCUGUCUGUCAAACCCGUAUUUGACAAGGAUGUUGAGGAAACCAGGACAGUUAAAGGGUUUCGUCGCUUUGACCUGAACAGCGGUGACUCUAAGGUGAUGGACGUGGACACACCCAGAGGAGGCCUGGUGGCAGAAUUUUCUCACAUGUCAAUCAAGGAAGCAGCAAAACAGGAAAAAGGAAAAAGCAAAGUAUCAUCUGAGAUUCUUCUUCACCACAAUCGUCUGGGUGUCACUGAAGAACUCCACAUCAUUAAGUUCGUGACGGAGCUCCAACAUGCCGGACUGCAGUGUAUCAUCGAGGCCAGCUCCCUGCCUUUGGUUUUGAUCUCCAGCACCAUUCAGGCCUCCAGUGCCUGGGCCACCAUCAUGUGGUGCAACAUGGUGUCCACCAGCGAGCCGAGGAACCUGUCAAUGUUUUUGGACCCUCCUCCGCUCACCUGGCAGCAGAUGUCGCAGGCUAUCAGCUGGCAGUUUCUGACUGUUGGCCAGCGGGGACUCGACGAGCACCAGCUGUCAAUGAUAAGAGAAAAAAUUGUGGAUGAUCUUGAUCUCGUUCACUGGAACAAAUUCUCCAAGAACGAGAGUGCCUGGGCUUGGAUCGAUGGAAUCCUGGAUCUGAUCAAAAAGCACCUGGUGGAUCUUUGGCAGGACGGUUCCAUCAUGGGCUUCGUGAGCAGGGAGAGCACGAAGGCGCUGCUGCAGGAAAAACCCACCGGCACCUUCCUGCUGCGCUUCAGCGAGAGCAACAAAGACGGAGCCAUCACCUUCAGCUGGGUGGAGCACUCCAACGGUGAGCCGCACGUGCAUUCAGUGCAGCCAUACACCAAGGUGGAGCUGGUGAACAUGUGUGUGUCGGACAUCAUUUACCACUACAGCCUGAGAGCCCAGAAGAACAUGACCAGGAACCCUCUGCUCUAUCUCUACCCAGACAUCCCCAAAGACGCCGCCUUUGGACGCUACUACAAGAAAUCUGCAAUUUCGGCACCGAAAAAAGUCGUGGACGGGUACGUCAACAGGACUCAGAUUCCUGUGUCGGACUGUCCGACGCCACCUCCGUCUCCACCCAGGGACAACCCCCUGAUGGACAUGGAGAUAGACGGAGACUGGAAUUCGGAAACUUGUCAGGUGUUUCAGGAAAUCUUCUCCGAGUUCCUCAACUUUCCCAACUGCCCGAUGUCGCCUUCUCAGAGCUUCUGUGUCGACACGAGUAGCUGCUACUGAAAAAGUGCACUGACAGUGCGGUGAAUGAAUGUAUUAGAACCAGUGAUUGGCUACGUAUGAGUAUUAUGUUCAUAAUGACAUACAAAUAGCAUGUAUAGCUUCUUACCAAAUGUAUAUAUCAUGACGAUGUAAAAAUGUAUUUCCUCUGUUGUUUCAAAGGCAUUUUCCAGUCGAAUAUUUGCACCGGCUGACUUGAAAAUGAAAAUCCUGCUGUUGUGGGCAUCAACACAAUCCUGUACUGUAGAAUUUGCCUUACUUUUGUUUAUUAAAAAUAAACAUCUGAAUUCA